AUGAUUGCCAAAGGAAAGAACUGGUUUGGAGCUGCUUUGACAAUCCGAAAUCCGGUGGAUGCUCAAGAGAGAGCCAUUGUCGACAACUAUGCUGAUUUUGGAUCAAUCACACCUGAGAAUGCCAUGAAAUGGGAAUCUACUGAGCCAUCUCGUGGGGUCUUCACCUUUGAUGGCGCAGAUGCCAUUCGAGACUAUGCUGCGACGCAGAAAAAGCAGAUUCAUUGCCAUAAUCUUGUUUGGCAUUCUCAGCUACCACUCUGGGUAUCCCAGGGAAAAUUUGACAAUGCAACCUUGAUCUCUAUUAUGUACGACCACAUCAAGGCUGUUGCUGGUAGAUACAAGGGUUCUUGCACUCGAUGGGACGUCGUCAACGAGGCUCUGAACGAGGACGGUACUUAUCGGUCGUCGGUUUUCUACGAUACAAUUGGCGAGUCCUUCAUCCCACUUGCAUUCAAAUUUGCAUCCGAAAUUGAUCCCAAUGCAAAAUUAUACUAUAACGACUACAACCUCGAGUAUAAUAAUGCUAAGACCGACGCGGCUGCCAGGAUUGUUGCGCUUGUAAAGUCUCAUGGUGUCAAGAUUCAAGGUGUUGGAUUUCAGGCACAUCUCACUUCCGAAUCUACGCCCACUUCCGCCGCUGUGACCCCUGACCAAGGCGUUCUAGAGGCUGCUUUGAAGAAGAUGACUGUUCAGGGUGUCAAUGUAGCAUACACCGAACUUGAUGUGCGGAUGAACACCCCUGUUACACCUGCAAAACAGGCAGCCCAGGCAGAAGCAUAUGCUCGUGUUGUUCGAUCCUGCAUGGCUGUCGAGAAAUGUGAAGGUAUCACAAUUUGGGGUAUAACCGACAAGUAUUCCUGGAUUCCUGGUGUGUUCAUCGGUGAAGGUUCCGCCUUGGUUUGGGACGAGAAUUACAAGCCAAAGCCUGCAUACUUCGCAAUGUUGAAGGCAAUUCAAGAAAGCCCAAAUCCAAGAGGGUGCAGCGCUGACAACUGUCUUCGUGCGCUCCGCUCUACCAGCGUGUCAGGUCGUUUGGCCGAGUCGCAAGAGUUCUGCGCGAGUUAUUAUACUCAGUACAUUGUCACCGACAUUACCCUGAUUAAGCCAUAUGCUGCCUCUGCUUGUGGUGGUGACAUAGUCUCCAGAGUUAGCUCAGCUUGCUCUUGUUUACCAAAAGCCACGGCAACCUAG
Molecule: messenger RNA, 1191 nt
Organism: Glarea lozoyensis ATCC 20868
Lineage: Eukaryota; Fungi; Ascomycota; Leotiomycetes; Helotiales; Helotiaceae
Product: (Trans)glycosidase
Exons: 6
Coding region: 1-1191 (396 amino acids)
Biological process (GO): carbohydrate metabolic process
Molecular function (GO): hydrolase activity, hydrolyzing O-glycosyl compounds
Source: RefSeq, a predicted model, not a curated record